This is a messenger RNA of Phycomyces blakesleeanus NRRL 1555(-), 1053 nucleotides long. RefSeq names its product G protein beta subunit (gene Gpb1). Gene Ontology annotation, molecular function: protein binding; signaling receptor complex adaptor activity. The coding region runs from base 1 to 1053 and encodes 350 amino acids. Gene Ontology annotation, biological process: G protein-coupled receptor signaling pathway. Lineage: Eukaryota; Fungi; Mucoromycota; Mucoromycetes; Mucorales; Phycomycetaceae. Gene Ontology annotation, cellular component: cytoplasm; heterotrimeric G-protein complex. The transcript is spliced from 4 exons. The record is from RefSeq and is a predicted model, not a curated record.
AUGGAAGAAUACGAAAUUACCAGUCGAAUCGCUGUUGCUAGACGAGAUGCAGAAGCACUCAAAGAACGUAUAAAACAACGAAAAGAUGCUUUAUCAGAUACUACAUGCAAAAAUGAGAUGGCAAAGGAUAUUGAUUCUCUGCCUCGAGUAUUAAUGAAGAAUCGAAAGGCACUCAAAGGCCAUCUCGCAAAAAUAUAUUCCAUGCAUUGGGCUACAGACAGACAACACCUUGUGUCGGCCUCUCAGGAUGGAAAACUUAUUGUGUGGGACGCUUAUUCAAGUAAUAAGGUGCAUGCCAUCCCUCUAAGAUCUUCAUGGGUCAUGACAUGUGCCUAUAGUCCUUCAGGAGAUUUCGUGGCGAGUGGUGGGUUAGAUAACAUUUGUUCAAUCUACAGCCUCAAAAUUCGUGAAGGACCAGUCCGUCCAACACGCGAACUAUCUGCCCACACAGGCUAUGUCAGUAGUUGUAGAUUUAUAGAUGAUAGGCGUAUUUUAACAAGCUCGGGUGAUAUGAGCUGUAUGUUGUGGGACAUUGAUGCUGGCGUAAAGACAGAGAGCUUUGAUGAUCACACAGGAGACGUGAUGAGCCUUUCCCUUAGUCCAAAUCCUAAUGUGUUUGUCACUGGAGCGUGUGACGCUACAGCCAAAGUAUGGGAUAUCCGAGCAGCUCAAUGUGUCCAUACAUUCUCAGGACAUGAAACUGAUAUCAAUUCCGUCCAAUUUUUUCCAAACGGCGAAGCGUUUGUAACUGGAUCCGAUGAUGCUACUUGUCGACUAUAUGAUAUACGAGCCGAUUGCGAAUUGAAUGUUUUUACGCAUGAAUCUGUUCUGUCAGGCAUUACGUCGAUUGAUUUUUCUAUUUCUGGUCGACUUUUGUUCGCAGGCUAUGAUGACUAUAACUGUCAUGUUUGGGAUACUCUCAAAGGCGAGCGGGUGGGUGUAUUGACAGGUCAUGAGAACCGGGUUUCGUGCCUAGGAGUUUCUGGUGACGGAACAGUCUUGUGUACGGGUAGCUGGGAUGCAUCUUUAAAGGUAAUUAAGGCUAAUUGGUGA